Molecule: messenger RNA, 1440 nt
Organism: Lactuca sativa (garden lettuce)
Lineage: Eukaryota; Viridiplantae; Streptophyta; Magnoliopsida; Asterales; Asteraceae
Source: RefSeq, a predicted model, not a curated record
AUGGAGGUACUGAUGGCAGAACGGCCCACUCAGGUCUUUCACAAUAAAGUGAUAGACGGAACUGCCAUGAAACGGCUUAUUAGUCGAUUUAUUGAUCACUAUGGAAUAGGAUAUACAUCACAUAUCCUGGAUCAAGUAAAGACUCUGGGUUUCCGACAAGCUACCGCCGCAUCCAUUUCAUUAGGAAUUGAUGAUCUUUUAACAAUACCUUCUAAAAGAUGGCUAGUUCAAGAUGCUGAACAACAAAGUUUUAUUUUGGAAAAACACCAUCAUUAUGGGAAUGUACACGCGGUAGAAAAAUUACGUCAAUCAAUCGAAAUAUGGUAUGCCACAAGUGAAUAUUUGCGACAAGAAAUGAAUCCUAAUUUUCGGAUGACCGAUCCUUUUAAUCCAGUCCAUAUAAUGUCUUUUUCGGGAGCCAGAGGAAAUGCAUCUCAGGUACAUCAAUUAGUAGGUAUGAGAGGAUUAAUGUUGGAUCCUCAAGGGCAAAUGAUUGAUUUACCCAUUCAAAGCAAUUUACGCGAAGGACUGUCUUUAACAGAAUACAUUAUUUCUUGUUACGGAGCCCGUAAAGGGGUUGUGGAUACCGCUAUCCGAACAUCAGAUGCAGGAUAUCUCACGCGCAGACUUGUUGAAGUAGUUCAACACAUUGUUGUACGUCGAACAGAUUGUGGCACCGUUCGAGGUAUUUCUGUAAGUCCUCGAAAUGGAAUGAUGAUGGACAGGAUUUUUAUCCAAAUAUUAAUUGGCCGUGUAUUAGCAGAUGAUAUAUAUAUAGGUUCGCGAUGUAUUGCUACUAGAAAUCAAGAUAUUGGGGUUGGACUUGUCAGUAGAUUCAUAACUUUUAGAGCACAACCAAUCUCUAUUCGAACCCCCUUUACUUGUAGGAGUACAUCUUGGAUUUGUCAAUUAUGUUAUUGCCGGAGUCCAGCGCAUGACGACCUGGUCGAAUUGGGAGAAGCCGUAGGUAUUAUUGCAGGUCAAUCUAUUGGAGAACCGGGCACUCAAUUAACAUUAAGAACUUUUCAUACCGGCGGAGUAUUUACAGGGGGUACUGCAGAACAUGUGCGAGCCCCUUCUAAUGGAAAAAUAAAAUUCAACGAGGAUUUGGUUCAUCCGACACGUACACGUCAUGGACAUCCUGCUUUUCUAUGUUCUAGAGACUUGUAUGUAACUAUUGAGAGUGAAGAUAUUAUACACAAUGUGUGUAUUCCGCCCAAAAGUUUUCUUUUAGUUCAAAACGAUCAAUAUGUAGAAUCAGAACAAGUGAUUGCUGAGAUUCGCGCGAGAACCUCCACUUUGAAUUUGAAAGAGAAGGUUCGAAAACAUAUUUAUUCUGACUCAAAAGGCGAAAUGCACUGGAAUACUGAUGUGUACCAUGCACCUGAAUUUACAUAUGGUAAUAUUCAUCUCUUACCAAAAACAAGUCUAUCGGAAUAA